GCGAGCUGUGGCGUUUGUUUACCAAAAAUGCGUUGGUUGUGUCGAAUAUCUGGAGAGGAUAUUAUUGAUGUACUCUUUUAUUCUCUGUCGCUAAGCUGUUAACACUGUGAUGCGCGUUUAUUUAGAAUAGAACACGUGUCACGUGCCAGAUUUGUAUAUAUGCUUUAACCUUGGACCUUUGUUUCAAUAAUAUAUUAUUUUCUUUUUAGUUUAUGGACAUUAUGUUUGCGGUUAGAUAAUCAGGUACGUUUACAGUGGUUGUUUUCGUGGCUGUCUUAUGGAUUGCAGUGCAUUAUGAGAGUGACUGAAGGUUUUAAUUUGAAUGGUGACGCGUAGUGGAUUCAUUUGCGGUUUUGAUAGUAUAAUCGCUAAUAUUAUAGCCUCUGCUGACUGAAUAUUUGAAAAAAGCACUGCCAGUAACAAAAUGCAGAGAAAGGGCCGUUUAUGGUUUUAAAAACGCUCCCAGCUGAUGGUUUGUGUCACGGUGAGGUCCCAAAUGAAGAUUUCAAAACGACGGAAAGGACUGACUUUUCGUAGUCUGUGUGCCAGAUAAAUGGCUCAUUUAAGCUGGGCGCUGCCAGAGUGCUCUCAGGGUUGCAGUGCCUAGCACCAGCUCUGCAGGACAACGCCAACAUGAACGGCACUGCAGAGCAGCAGGACAUUCUGCCCCCUCAUUGCAUGGUCAAAGAUCGAUGGAAAGUGCUGAAGAAGAUCGGAGGAGGAGGGUUUGGGGAAAUCUACGAGGCGCUGGACCUGCUGACUCGAGAGAAUGUGGCGUUAAAAGUGGAGUCAGCGCAACAGCCCAAACAAGUCCUGAAGAUGGAGGUAGCAGUUCUGAAGAAACUGCAGGGUAAAAAUCACGUAUGUAAGUUUAUAGGCUGUGGGCGAAACGAUAAAUUCAACUAUGUCGUCAUGCAGCUGCAGGGCAGAAACCUGGCAGAUCUCAGGCGAAGUCAGCCUCGCGGCACCUUUACCAUGAGCACAACACUCCGCUUGGGAAAACAGAUCCUCGAAUCCAUAGAAGCCAUUCACUCUGUUGGCUUUCUCCAUCGAGACAUUAAACCGUCAAAUUUUGCCAUGGGAAGGCUGCCUUCAACAUUCCGGAAAUGUUAUAUGCUAGAUUUUGGGCUCGCAAGACAGUAUACAAACACCAAUGGAGAAGUCAGACCGCCCAGAACUGUUGCAGGAUUUCGAGGGACUGUUAGAUAUGCAUCUGUGAAUGCACAUAAAAACAAAGAAAUGGGUCGCCAUGAUGACUUAUGGUCAUUGUUUUACAUGCUGGUUGAGUUUGCUGCUGGGCAGCUGCCGUGGAGGAAAAUCAAGGACAAGGAGCAAGUGGGUCAGAUUAAGGAGCGCUACGAUCAUAGGAUGCUUCUCAAACACAUGCCGUCAGAGUUUAAUGUCUUCCUGGAGCAUGUUUUAGCCCUUGACUACUAUACCAAACCAGACUAUCAGCUCCUGAUGUCAGUGUUCGAGAACAGCAUGAAGGAACGCAUCAUCACCGAAAACGAGCCCUAUGAUUGGGAGAAAAGUGGGACGGAGACUAACAUCUCUGCUACCACACCGACAGCAGCUCAGCAGAACACGAGACCCACAGCCGCGAUGGUCGGGGUUAUAAAUGUGACCCCGAUGCCAGGCGACCUUCCGAGGGAAAACACAGAUGAUGUUGUACAGGACGAGCACCUCAGUGACCAGGAAAACGCCCCUCCAAUUCCCUCUGGACGGCCAGCCGAUGGCAGCCAGUUGCCCACAGAUGCAGACGGAUGGGAGGAGACAGACUUUAACCGCAACAAACUCAGGAUUAACCUUGGAAAGGGAGGUCAAGAAGAGGACGGUAGCCGGGGUGUGUGUCCUGUGUCACCACAAAGGGGAGGUUUGGACUCUCCAGUGAUGCAGGUUCACUCACUCAGGUACCGACGGGUCAACAGCCCUGAAUCUGAUCGCAUGUCUGCUGCUGAUGGACGGGACGGUUACGGUCAACGCUCUCGAAUGGACAUUCUGGGUUCUCCUUCUCGGCAUGUUUACUCCUCUCAGCCCGCUCAGAUGCUCUCAGUGGACGGUUGCAGAGGCCGCAAUGAAGCCUCCGCGUCGGUGGACCAGGAAGCCCACAGCAAUGCCUUCAUCCGCUCAGUCCCGCUCGCAGAAGAAGAGGACUUUGACAGCAAAGAGUGGGUGAUCAUAGACAAGGAAAUGGAGCUCAGAGACUUCCACCACCUUCCAGGAGCCGAACCCACGACUUCCGGCACCACGGAUGAGGAGCCGGAGGAAUUGCGCCCUCUGGAGGAAGGAGAUGAUCGGAGGAGACACAGAGGGAACGAUCCAUCUGUCAGAACCAAAACGUCCCAUGGAGAACGGACUACACGAGGGAUGCUGCCGCUGACAGAGGAGGAGACGUCUAGGAGGAGUGGGAAAGGCCAGUCCACGUCAAUGGAGAGCCCUGCGCAGUCACCCUGUCACUCGCUGCCCUCUGGACGGCCCCGACGGAGAGAUGCAGAUAACAACGGACCUCAGAGACAGGCCCCAACCCCAAGUGAGCCUCUAUUAUCACCCACUGACUACAGGACUAAAUCCCCAUCCUCUGAGAAGGAGAUGUUCCACAUACUUCCAAAGCUGCAGGCUAAGAGAGCCGACUUCCUCACAGUCAUGCUUACAGGAAGCCUUCACCAGCGCCGGGCCUUCACAGCAACACCGCCAGAGACACAACAUGAGGGGCCCAGAGAUGACGACGUCACAAAGAGCGAAUCAAGCAGCGGAGCAAGUGAAAAGAGUACUGAACGUAGUCAAGAUGGGGCUCCAUCUACCUUGGUGGCCGAUGAUCCACAAAAGGAGCCAAAAGAACCAGGUUCGGUGGCUGAUGUAGAUCCUGACCAAGAAGAUGUCUCAAACACCCUUGUUUUGUUUUCACCAGGAGACACAAAGAAGUCUCCAAAUGCUUUAAACAGGACUGAAGUUGAUCAGGGUGUGGGGAGUUUUGAUGCACCUCAAAAUGAAAACUUGAAUGAAGUUGGUCAAUCAGAGGUCCAGAAACAAGAGGACAUAAAGCAGGCAGAGAGACCUAUAGAUGCAAGGCAACCCGAUAUAACUGGGUUUGACCCAUUCAUACAGCCAUCUAAACCAGUGGUAACCAUCUCAACAACUCCAGUGGCCUCUGCCUCAAUUGCGUCACCCCCUUUCUCCAAAGUGGAGCAAACGUUUGUACACAUUGCAGAGACAACCCAUCUGAAUGUUAUGUCCUCCAGUAGUGCACAGGUUCUUGAAGUUUUAGAGGAGGUUGUAGGCAAAUCACAACCCAAACUGAUAAAGGACAAACCAAUCCUUUCAGAGCCAGGAGGAGCUGCAGCUUGUGUCCAGUCUGAAGUAAUCUCUCAGAUUUUGACAGAGGAAUCUCAGGUACCAAAUGUCCUAGAUGGCUCUUUUACAAAUAAAAAAACAGUAAAGCAAGACGGUCCUACAUUUCCUCUUCGUGUAGAGUCUAUGGAAGCCAUCAUUCAAGAUUCAACAAUUGACUCCAAACAGGACAAUAAACCGAAAGAAGACAUUCAAGAGGGGAGCACAGUACCUGAGAUUGUUUUUAAACAUCCAAGGCCAAGAAGCAGAAGUCGGAUUCCUAUUCUAGUCCCGGAAGAGGACCCAGGAUCUGAGAAAUCCCUGUCCACCAAAGAACGAAUGCGUAGAAGAGCCAUGCAGCAAGACCUGGCCCGUCAAGUUGUGGAAAGACAGCGUCAGGGUCGCUGGAUUAGACUGAAUUCCAGGACUUCAUCCUCGUUAUCUUCUGGAGAUGAGCCCAAGAGGCCUUCAGAGACUCUUUCUACUACAGGCUCGGAGGAAGAUAUUCUGGAAUCUGAUGAUUCCCUUAACAAGCUCAAGAAGGAGGCUGAGGAAAAGCAUCAAACUGGCUGGCACAGCAGGAUCCCUCGACCAGUCACCCCAAUAAGGAAGCCUUCGACUAAACUAGUUGUUGCACCUCCUUUGAGCCAAUCUGAAGCUGCAAAAUUAGAACGAAAAGCAAGCAAUGGCCCGAAAGUACAGUCACAAUCAGGAUCAAGUGCUCCAGCACUUCAUGCAAGAUCAAAAUCAACUCUGUCGCAUUCUACCAUGCCAAGUGGAAGCAAUCGCAUGCCUCUCUCCUGUAUUCCUGCUGCAUCCCGCCGCAGCUUAAGCACCGCAAACUGCACUUUCUCUUCAGCCCGUAUAGCUAGUCCCUCGCCCCAUAGGCUACACUUGCGAACUGCUGUUAUUGAAUCCCGCAAGCAGCCGUUUGCCCUCCGAACCACUGUGGAGCUCCCAGUGAAGUCUAGGACUACUACUUGCAGUGAUCCUGCAAAAGACGCCAAACCAUCACCAAACAAAGCCACCAACACAACUGUCAGGAAUCGAACCAAAGCUUCUGCUCAAUCAAAAAACACAGCUCCCGUUCAAAAGGAAAAAAGCACAAGCAACAAUGCAGCUGCAGCCAGAUAAGACACUGUGACUGCUGUUUACUGGAUUUCUUUCUUCUUAAUUACUUGAAGAUGUCGCCUCAAAAUGUCACCCACCCUAUUGACCAAAUUUUUCUUUUCAAUUGGUUUAACCGUCUUACUAAUAGAUCAUGCAAAUUGUGGAUCCUACACCAAAUCAUUUUAUGUUGUACUAUAAAAUCAAAACCAUGUAAAACUUUCCCAUUAAUGAAAGUGUCUUGGAAUAUAUGGAGGAAAUGUCACAUUAGCUUACAUGGUGCUAUACUGUAUACGUGUCGUUCUGUUGUGCAUAUUCCAUUUAAUAUAUGCUUUUUGAAGGUGUACCUUAAUAUUAGUUAGACGCCAAGUUGUCUUUGACCCUUGACACGCAAUGAUGACAAAUCGAUUCAUCAUCUAAAAAAGAAUCAUACAGUAUAAUACCUCUAUUUAACCAGCACAAAUGAUUAUAAACCACCAGACACACAGAAAGUUACGAAAUCUGCCACAUAUUCAUGACAAAUUGCACAAAUUUUCUCUGGUCUGCAGCUCGGCCCUCUUUGUAAACCUUGUGAUGAUGGGCAUGCCUUGUCUUUAGCUUGUUACAAGUGUUUGAUGAAACUGCUGUAUGCUUGUACAUAUUCUUUUCAGUAUUUCUUGCAGAGACUUCUUUAUUUUUUAUCCGGUAAAGGAAAUGGUGGAUAAGUAUUAGGGGUUUCAUUUUGUUAAUGGAGUUUAUUGUGGGUUCUACACAGAGUCUUGUUUUUUAAGCAUGGCAGAAAUCACACACUCAUAACUGUCAUUACGGAUUAUUUCUAAAUGAACAAUUCCCACAUUAUUUUAUUUAUUUUGUUGCUUUUAUUACAAUGGUGAGA
This is a messenger RNA of Danio aesculapii, 5308 nucleotides long. It is a transcript of the gene ttbk1a, whose product is annotated as tau tubulin kinase 1a. Gene Ontology annotation, biological process: peptidyl-tyrosine phosphorylation; peptidyl-serine phosphorylation; signal transduction. Bases 634 to 4461 code for a protein of 1275 amino acids. The transcript is spliced from 15 exons. The record is from RefSeq and is a predicted model, not a curated record. Lineage: Eukaryota; Metazoa; Chordata; Actinopteri; Cypriniformes; Danionidae. Gene Ontology annotation, cellular component: nucleus; cytoplasm. Gene Ontology annotation, molecular function: ATP binding; protein serine/threonine kinase activity.